AUGGAUGGAGAUGUGAUGAUUGCUGGGUUUUUCCCUCUCUACACUUUGGGAACAGAUCUUAGUAACACCGAUGCUUUUGAGCAUGAAGCGAACAAGCCGUUUACUUUCAAGAACUACCAGUUUGUUUUGGCCUUGGCUUUUGCUAUUGAAGAGAUCAACAAAAACCCUGAUCUUUUACAUAACUUGACUCUGGGAUUUGAUAUCUAUGACGUUCAAUAUGGAACAAGGACAACAUUUAAAAAUCCCUUCAUUUGUCUCUUUGGAAAGUACAAGAUUCCAAACUAUAACUGUAUGAGAGAGAACAAGUCAAUAGCAGUACUUACAGGAAUGUCAGGAGCACUGUCUACCCAGAUUGGGACACUGCUGGACCUGUACAGGUUUCCACAGAUUACCUCUGGGCCUUUUGAUCAUGCCCUGAGCAACAACAACAAGUUUCCUGCUCUCUAUCAAGUGGCCCCAAAGGACACAUCGAUAGCAACUGCCAUGGUCUUAUUACUGCUUCACUUCAGCUGGAAUUGGGUGGGACUAAUAACCUUAGAGGAUGAGAAUGGUUUGUGGCUUCAUCCUGCAUUGAAAGAAGAGAUGGCCAAGAACAGAGUUUGUGUAGCUUUUGAGGUAGUGAUCCUAAAUUUUGCCUUGUCUUAUGCAUUAAAAUUUAUGGCACAUUAUAACCAGAUUAAUAAAUCUUCAGCCAAUGUCAUCAUCACAUAUGCUGAUAAUGAAUCCAUACUACAGAUUAUAAUGUGUGCUGAUCAAUUUUUAAUAGAAGGGAAAGUUUUUAUCAUGAACUCAGAGUGGAAUUUAACCAUGAGAAAAAGAUAUUUUAUUCUAGGUUCAUUCCAUGUACCUCUCAUUUUUGCACACCGUCACCCAGAUGUUUCUGGAUUCACAGAUUUUAUCAAAGCAGUUAACCCUUCCAAGUACUCAGAAGACUUUUUCCUUUCCAGGCUGUGGUUUCUCUCUUUUAAUUGCUCAGAUUCUAAGCCUGACUGUAUAAUAUGGGAGAACUGUCCUCAUGAUGCCUCCUUGGAUUGGUUGCCUGGACACAUUUUUGACAUGACUAUGUCUGGAGACAGUUACAAUAUAUACAAUGCUGUGUAUGCUGUGGCCCAGGCUCUCCAUGAGAUGCUUCUUCAUCAAACAGAAGCAAAAACAAUGGGAAAUAGAAAAGGGACAUUGUCUUCCCCCACACAGAUGCAUCCUUUUCUAAAGAACAUCCAAUUUCACAAUCCUGCUGGAGAUCAAGUGAUUUUGCAUGAAAAAAGGAAAUUGGAGGCAGAGUAUGACAUUGUGAACAGUUGGAAAUUUCCAGAAGGUCUUAUGCUUGAAGUGAAAGUAGGAAAGUUUUCUCCAUACUCACUACAUGGCAAUCAACUAUCUUUAUCUGAUAAUAUGGUAGAGUGGUCCAUAGAAAAUACAGAGCCUCCUCUCUCUGUCUGCAGUGAGAAUUGUGGUCCUGGAUUCAGAAAAUCCCCUCAGGAGGGAAAGGCUGCCUGUUGCUUUGAUUGUACCCAUUGCUCAGAGAAUGAGAUGUCUAAUUGGACAAAUAUGGAGCAGUGUAUGAAAUGUCCAGAUCACCAGUACGCCAACACAGAGAGAAACCAGUGCCUCCUAAAAACUGCAAGUUUCCUGGCUUAUGGAGAGCCUUUGGGGAUGGGCUUGGCCUGCAUGGCUCUUUGUUUAUGUACACUCACAGCAGUUGUUCUUGGAGUCUUUGUGAAACAUCACAACACCCCCGUUGUCAAGGCUAACAACCAGACUCUCAGCUACAUCCUGCUCAUCUCCCUCAUCUUCUGUUUUCUCUGUCCCUUGCUUUUUAUUGGCCGUCCAAACACAGCCACCUGCAUUCUACAGCAAACCACAUUUGGACUUGCAUUCACUAUAGCUGUUUCUGCUGUCUUGGCCAAAACUGUAACUGUGGUUCUGGCUUUCAAGGUCACAUCUCCAGGGAGAAGGAUGAGGUGGCUACUGCUAUCAGGGGCUCCUAACUUCAUCAUUCCCAUCUGUACUCUGAUCCAGGUGACUCUCUGUGGACUCUGACUGGGGAUUUCCCCUCCCUUCCUUGACACAGAUGCACAUUCUAAAUUUGGCCAUGUGAUAAUCCUGUGUAACAAGGGCUCCCUCACUGCUUUCUACUGUGUCUUGGGAUACCUGGUUUUCCUGGCCCUGGCCAGCUUCACUGUGGCUUUCUUGGUCAGGAACCUGCCUGAUAUCUUCAAUGAAGCCAAGUUCCUGACCUUCAGCAUGCUAGUGUUCUGCAGUGUCUGGCUCACUUUCCUGCCUGUUUACCACAGUGCCAAGGGGAAAGUCUUGGUGGCUACAGAGGUUUUCUCCAUCUUGGCUUCAAGUGCAGGACUCCUGGGCUGCAUCUUUGCCCCCAAGUGCUAUAUCAUUUUAUUAAGGCCUGAAAGAAAUUUUCUGCAUGGCUUCCGAGAUAAAACCCACAUUGGUAGAAGUAAGCCCUCUUAA
Molecule: messenger RNA, 2469 nt
Organism: Dipodomys ordii (Ord's kangaroo rat)
Lineage: Eukaryota; Metazoa; Chordata; Mammalia; Rodentia; Heteromyidae
Product: vomeronasal type-2 receptor 116-like
Exons: 6
Biological process (GO): G protein-coupled receptor signaling pathway
Cellular component (GO): membrane
Molecular function (GO): G protein-coupled receptor activity
Source: RefSeq, a predicted model, not a curated record